AUGUUAAAUAAAAAUGUUUUGUUGUAUAAUUUACCAUUACCAAUGUCACUGCAGUUAAUUAUUGAUUAUGCAAAAUGGCGUUCUUGGAAACAAAUGGUUAUUUUUGAUGAUUUAUCAAGUGGAAAUGUUUCAAUGAGUUAUGCACGAGCAUUAUUAAAAUGUUUGGCUAAAGAAGGAAUUAGUAUUUCGAUUCAACCAACAACAUUACCAAAACUACCAGAAGCACUUGAAAUACGAAGACAUCGCGUCGGUGCAGUUGUAUUUAUGGAUAAAAUUAAUUUUACUUCACCAGAUAAUGUUCUAAACAUUGCAUCAACUAAACGACUUUUUGAUUAUUAUAUAUCAUGGCUAUUGAUAACAGAGAAACCUAAUGAUGCUAGUAUUGACAUGAAUUUACGAAAUUUUACAAUUGGUAUUAAUGCAGAUGUUAUAAUAGCCACAUCAUAUUUUGAUAAUUACAUGGCAAUUGAACAAACACAUGUCUAUUUAAAUAGAACUUGUUUGCCACUACAAUUAUAUGCCGAAAAAUACAAAUAUAAAAAAAGGAAAUUUGAAAUAAAUAAAAUUACAAAUAAUAUAACAAUUAAUUUGGAUUACUCAAUAAUUGAAAAUAAAACAAAAUGUUUUUAUCUUGUUCAUAUAUACAAAAUUCGUAUAAAUGAUAAUUCAAGUCUCGUUGUUGAUUCACUUGGUUCUUGGUGUCCCGGAAUUACUAUUCACAAAUUUCCGGUAAAUGUUGCACUACGUAAUAAUUUUUUUCAAUUACCAAUACUAGUUGGUAUCUUAAAUGGUACAAGUGAUGAUCAAAAUGUUGAAAGUCCAUUUUAUCAAGAAGAUCAAAAUGAAGCUGAACCAUUUGAUGAUUUUAUAAAUUUUCUUGCAAGUAGUUUAAACUCUAGUUUAGAGAUAGUAACGUAUGAAAAAGUAGGUACAUUAACAAACAAAGUAUGGAGCAAUCUUCUAGGUGACAUAUACAAUGGAGCACGUGAUUUAGGUCUUGGUUAUAUUACAGUUAAUGACGAACGUCAGCGUGAUAUGCGAUUUACUCAUCCUUUGAUUCGUUAUACACGUAAUAUUUAUGUACGACCACCAGAAUCAGGAACAAUGCGUGAUAUAUUUUUACAACCUUUUAAUAAUCGUUUAUUUUUUUGUGUUGGACUUAUGCAAUUUUUUAUAAUAACAACAAUUGGUACAAUUGAUUAUGCUGAAAAUAAUAUAUUUAAUAAUAAAUAUGAUAAUAAAAAUGGUAUUGGUGAAGCAACUCUGUGGUGUACUUCAAUUAUGUGCAUGCAGGGUUCACCUUGGAAUCCAUCAACAUUAUCUGGUAAAACUGUAUUAAUUGCAAGUCUUAUGUUUGCACUUGUAACAUACAAUGCAUAUGCUGGUUUUAUAACAUCAAUACUCUCCGUUCAAGCUGCUGGAAUUCGUAAUCUUGAAGAUUUAUUUCAAAAUAAUUAUAAAUUAGGAUACAGUGAUGUUGAUGACGAGUACAUGAGGAAUGCAAAUGACAGUGAUCUUCGUCAAUUGUAUAUUAAAGCAUUUAAUGGACGUGAAUCUGGUCUUAGUACAACAUUGGGACUUCAAAAAUCUGUCAAAGGAGGAUAUGGUUUUUUUGUUAGUGCAACACUUGCAAGACGUGCAUUGAGAAAUUCUCUUAUACAUGAAAGAUGUUCACUCAAAGAAAUCGAAAUAAAACAAACAUUUACAAUUGCCAAUAAAAUAGAAAAAAAAGCGGUUUAUUUAUUAACCCAUACACAAUAAAAAAGAAGAAACGUAUACAUUCUGAGAAUGAGUGAGAGAGGAGUCAUCACGAGAAUUGGCGAAAGGAUGCUUCCUGAUAUGCCAAAGUGUCAUGAGUAUACAACAUUUCAUACAGCAAGAAUUGCAGAUGUCUAUUCAGCAUUUAUUAUUUUAGCAGUUGGUAUGUCAUUGUCAUUGUGCUUGGGAAUGCUAGAAAGAAUAUGGUAUCAGAGAAAUUUUUUUAAAAAUAAAAUAAUAUAUUCUCUAUUACGAUGGAAAAAUAAUAAUACAAAU
This is a messenger RNA of Aphidius gifuensis, 2034 nucleotides long. RefSeq names its product glutamate receptor 1-like. Gene Ontology annotation, molecular function: transmitter-gated monoatomic ion channel activity involved in regulation of postsynaptic membrane potential; AMPA glutamate receptor activity. The record is from RefSeq and is a predicted model, not a curated record. Gene Ontology annotation, cellular component: postsynaptic membrane; AMPA glutamate receptor complex; plasma membrane. NCBI's taxonomy places the organism in Eukaryota, Metazoa, Arthropoda, Insecta, Hymenoptera, Braconidae. The transcript has 11 exons. Gene Ontology annotation, biological process: synaptic transmission, glutamatergic; modulation of chemical synaptic transmission. The annotation marks the transcript as partial.